AUGCAAUCAAAUUUAGUUUUAGAUAUAAACCGUGUUGACAGUUUUGAAACAGGUAGUGAUUCAGAUAGUUCAGGCAGUGACUAUGAACCUCAACCAAUAUCAAUGUUAAUAUCAAAUGGUCAAUCAAGAAAAUAUAAUUGGAACUGGUCAAAUACAAACAAUUGCAAUUCGUCAAACCCUUGGUCAAGCAGAAAAAAAAGCGAUUGUUGGAAAUUUGCAUCAAAAAACUUAAACAUGGAACGAAUUGGAGAUCAAAACUUAGAAUCUUCAGAUGCAGAUAGUGAUGUUUACAGUGGCUCGGAUUUACCAAAGUCGGUUAGGGAUAGAGUUCCAACUCCUUACUAUGAAAAGAGUUCAAUUACAAAUGAACGUCAAGAUAUUGAGGAUGAAGAAAAUGAAGAAGAUGAAGAAGAUGAAGAAGAUGAAGAAAUUGAAGAAAUUGAAGAAGCUGAAGAAGUUGAAGAAGUUGAAGAAGAUGAGGAAGAUGAAGAAAUUGAAGAACAUGAAGAAAUUGAAGAAAUUGAAGAAGUUGAAGAAGAUGAAGAAGAUGAAGAAGAUGAAGAAAUUGAAGAAAUUGAAGAAAUUGAAGAAGCUGAAGAAGUUGAAGAAGUUGAAGAAGAUGAGGAAGAUGAAGAAAUUGAAGAACAUGAAGAAAAUGAAGAAGAUGAAGAAAUUGAAGAAGUUGAAGAAAUUGAAGAAGAUGAAGAAGAUGAAGAAAAUGAAGAAGAUGAAGAAAUUGAAGAAGAUGAAGAAAUUGAAGAAGAUGAAGAAAUUUCACAAGUUGUGUCAUUACCAGGUGAUAUGGUCUAUGUUGAUGGUUUUGUUGUGCACAAUAAUAUGGUCAAAAAUCCAUAUCUGAGGAGUUUUCGAAAUCAUUUUGAAGCAACAUUUCGUGAAAUGGAAAAUAUGGGUCUAAGAUUGGUCCAAGUGAAUAAUUAUAUAGAAUCAAGAUUAAUUAGAGUUCAAAAAAAUACACUAUUCCAGUAUGUUCAACCAGAGACGGUGUACAUCAGAUAUGUUGGAGAUACAUUAAGUUUUCUGAAAUAUAGUUCACUCAAUGCCGUGAAGGCAACAGGUGUUAAGGUGUAUAUCACAACUGGGAUUUGUGCAUUGAUUGUUUUUGGUCCAGUAGAACCACAAGUGUUUAGGUUUCCAGAUGAGGAAGAGAAUCAGGUUCAAUUACGUGAAUAA
Messenger RNA from Lodderomyces pseudojiufengensis, 1191 nucleotides. RefSeq lists its product as uncharacterized. The transcript has a single exon. Lineage: Eukaryota; Fungi; Ascomycota; Pichiomycetes; Serinales; Debaryomycetaceae. The record is from RefSeq and is a predicted model, not a curated record. Bases 1 to 1191 code for a protein of 396 amino acids.